Pistacia vera is the source of this 971-nucleotide messenger RNA. Its product is annotated as SNF1-related protein kinase regulatory subunit beta-1-like. The coding region runs from base 132 to 935 and encodes 267 amino acids. The record is from RefSeq and is a predicted model, not a curated record. Gene Ontology annotation, molecular function: protein binding. NCBI's taxonomy places the organism in Eukaryota, Viridiplantae, Streptophyta, Magnoliopsida, Sapindales, Anacardiaceae. The transcript is spliced from 4 exons.
AAAACAAAAUAUAUUUUUUUUUUUUUUUUGGAUAAUCGGGGUGUCCAUUUUUCUUUUCUUUUCCUUCCCUUUCUUUCUUACUGUAAGUUAAGUUAAUCACCUUAAAUCCAAAAAGAAAGAAAGAAAGACAGAUGGGAAAUGCAAGUGGAAGAGAAUCAGAAGAAAGAGUUAAUGCAAUUGAUCCAACAGUCCCAAGAUCCAACGGUGAAUUGGGUGUCCUUCUUGCUCCUCCUGACAACCCUUCUCCAUCUCCUUUCUUGUUCACUCCUCAGGUUCCCAUAUCUCCCUUGCAUAGGGUUGACAGCCUUCCCUUUUCCAAUCAAAUGUGGCAAACUGAGCCUCAUGCAUCUGGUAGUCCUCCAGAGCAAGGAAUCCCCACUAGCAUAGCAUGGAUUUAUGGUGGUAAUGAAGUGGCUGUCGAAGGAUCUUGGGACAGGUGGACAUCGAGGAAGAUACUGCAGAGAUCUGGUAAGGAUCACUCAGUUCUUUUAGUCCUCCCUUCUGGCAUAUACCAUUACAAGUUCAUUGUGGAUGGUGAGUGGAGAUAUAUUCCAGAUCUGCCGAUUGAAGCUAAUGAAGCUGGUGUUUGUAAUGUUCUUGAUGUUCAUAACAACGUGCCAGAAAUCUUUGAUAGCAUAUCGGCAUUUGGGGGUCCGCCAUCUCCAGACUCAAGUUAUGGUCAAACAAUGCCUUCAGAGGAAGAUUUUUCUAAGGAGCCUGUAGCAGUUCCACUUCAGCUGCCUAUACAGUUUGAUUUGCAGAAGUCAGAAGAGGCAUCAUCUUGUUCAAAAAAGCCACGACAUGUAGUGCUUAACCAUAUGUUCAUGGACACCUCAUACGCAGCGCAGUCAGUGGUCGCCCUUGGAGUAACCCACAGGUUUGAAUCUAAAUAUGUUACUGUAUUUCUUUAUAAGCCGCUGAAGUUAGCAGUCUGAGUUUUCUAUGAUUGUCUGUGUAAAGAAAAGGAAAAU